AUGGGAAGCUCUGCAAGCCAACAAAAUACUAAACAAGUCAAAAUAAAAUCAUAAAUAAGCAACUUUAGUAAGUAAAGAGAAGAGAGCCCAGAACAUUUACAGUAAAGAAAAUCAGUGAAUGGAACUCCAAAAAUUGGAUAUUAGAAUUCACCAAAUGCCAAAAGGAGCCCUCUUCUAAAAAGCUCAGAAAGAGUGCUAGAAAUAUUCUCUCCUAAUUUAAAUGACAAGCAUUGUGGAUAAUCAUCAGUUCAAGCAAGCGAAAUAAGCGAGCAAGAUCAAAGUUAAAUAAAUAAUGUUUUUAGACCUAGAAAAGUCUCUAGAUUUUAGGAAUAAAAGUUAAAUAAUGAUAUUCAUGUUAGCAAUUUAAAAGAUCAUAUUCCUCUGAGCUCUCGAAAUGAUAUUGUUUAAAUUUAAAAGGACGUUUAGACUUAAAGAUCUAUAUAGAUAAAUGACAGUAAACGAAACACAAUAAAGUUAAAUUUAGACUCUAAUAUUGAUGAUAAUAAUUAAAUUCAUAGUUUGAAAGACCAUGAUGGUGGUUUUUAAUUUCAUAAUGACAAUGAUUUUCAUUCCAAAUACAGUAAUAAUGACACACUGAGGCCACAUACUGACAGAGCCAUUAACUCUAAUAUUUUAUCUCAUAUUUAAUAGUUUGGACAAAAGCUGACUAAUAUGAGAAUUAAAAAUGAACAGAAUUUAUUUUCAAAUGAGUCAGAUAUUUUCUUUAGAAAAAAAGAUUACCAAAAAGAAGAUGAGAAAAAUUUAACUAAGAUUAGUAAUUCUUAGUAAGGAACAUAGAUUGUUAAUAACAUGCAUUCAUAAACUAUGACUGAUCUUAAUUAAAAGAAGCCAAAUAGUUUGCAGGAGAUUUCUAAGAGUUUAUAAAAAAGCUCAUAAUCAGUGAGUUAGCUUGAAAGUAAUUAAAACUAAUCAGGUCUUGAAUAAAUUAACGGAGAUUUAUUCAAGCAUGAAGUUAUUUAAAUUUCUAAAAGUAAAAAUAACAAAGAAUUCUUUAAGAAAGGAAACGUGUAUCUUUUGGUCUAGGACGAAAAUAGUAGUCUGUAAAAGAAGUUGAGUAAGAAUGACCAAGAAAAUAUAAUUUCUGACUUAAUUACAAAUAAUAUUAGUAUUACAGAUUUUUUAGUGAGCGAAAAAGAAGACAUUCAAGAAUAAAUUCUUAUCAAUCAAUAAAAGAAGAAGCUUUUGUUGCAAUAAUAGUAAAUGCAAGAGAGUAAAGUCAAAUAAAAAACAAAAAGAAAUUAUAGAAUUGAAUAUGAUAAUCAACAGCAGUCUUCAAGCUCACUAAGCGAUAUUCAAAACUAAGAGAUUUUGAAUAAAAGUUUAAUCACACAGCAGAUGAAUAAUCUAUCCUAAACCUAACUAUAGAAAAAUAUAAUAAUUUCAUAUAAUUAAGAAUGGGAAUAAAUGAGAAGCAGAGGAGCUUUUCAAUCAAGUGUAAAUUGA
Molecule: messenger RNA, 1464 nt
Organism: Tetrahymena thermophila SB210
Lineage: Eukaryota; Ciliophora; Oligohymenophorea; Hymenostomatida; Tetrahymenidae
Exons: 2
Source: RefSeq, a predicted model, not a curated record